UCGUAUUGAAGCGCGAUGAGUACAAGACAAGAAAAUAAGUGAAUCUGUUUCUGAGUUAUUAAUUUUUAAUUCAGUUGCAACAAAACACGGAAACGAACGGUCGUGUCGCGACCACAGAUUAUUUAUUAAAGUUUUUUUUAUUAUAAAAAAUUUAAAUGAGUCGUGUUUGUGUUUAAAAAGUGUAUCAUUAAGUUUUAAAACGAAACGUCCUAACGACAAACCAAGAUGAUAAUCCCUCUGCUGUCAAUCCUCGCAAUGACGAUGGCGUACCCCCAGACGACCUUGGAUCCUGCGCUGCUAAACGAUAUCUUUGGAACACCGCCAUCGCCGACACGGUCACCCAAUCUACCACCGAGACUUGAAGAUAUAACCGUCCGUCCAACGCAAAGCGGUGCGGUCUUCACGAACAAAGAGGGCGAAGAAUGCCAAUGUGUGCCGUAUUACCUGUGCGAUGGAGAUCUUAAUGCCGUGCACAUCAACAACGCUAGCAUUCACGGCUUUGGCGUGUUAGAUAUUAGAUUUGGAGAGAAGGAUGAUUGCCAAGAGAGUGUGGAGCGCUGCUGCAAGAACCCCAUACCGGAACCCGCUCCAGAACCUGUCACCCCUGAUCCGACCACGCAGAAGGCCUGCGGUUAUCGUAACCCAAAUGGGCUGGACUUCGCUCUCACUGGUGGAAAUGGUAACGAGGCACUUUUCGGCGAGUUCCCGUGGGUGGUGGCGCUUUUGGAUGCAAGGAACUUGAGUUAUGUUGGUGUCGGUGUACUCAUCCACCCACAAGUCGUGAUGACUGGCGCCCAUGUUGCUUUUAAAUUCGCGCCUGGAACGUUGCUAGCGCGCGCCGGAGAAUGGGACACGCAGACUAAUAAGGAGAGACUCAAAUCUCAAGAACGUCUUGCACAGGAUAUCGUGAUCAAUCAAGAAUUCCACCCAAAGAGCCUCCGGAAUGACGUUAGUCUCCUACGUUUGGAACAGCCGUUCCAACUGACUGAACAUAUCAACACAUUAUGUCUCCCCAACGCUGAUGAGGACUUCGACAGCUACAAACGUUGUGUCGCCAACGGAUGGGGAAGAGAUUCUUUUGGUAAGAAGGGUCGUUACGCUGUUAUCCUCAAGAAGGUGGAAGUUGACAUGGUUCCAUUCCAGCGCUGCGGCGCUCUCCUCAAGCAGACUCGUCUAGGACCACGCUUUAAGCUACACGACAGCUUUGUGUGCGCUGGAGGGGAGGAGGGAAAAGAUACAUGUCAAGGUGAUGGUGGCGCUCCCCUCGCGUGUCCUGUCGGCAACAAUCGCUACAAGUUGGCUGGUCUGGUAGCGUGGGGUAUUGGCUGCGGGGAACGCGACGUGCCGGCGGUGUACGCCCGCGUCUCCAAGUUCCGAAAGUGGGUUGAUGAGGUCAUGGAAGCUUGGGGUUACCCCACGGAAGGAUAAAGUACUUGAAAAUUAAGAAAUAAAGUCGUAUAUAUUUA
Molecule: messenger RNA, 1466 nt
Organism: Nymphalis io (European peacock)
Lineage: Eukaryota; Metazoa; Arthropoda; Insecta; Lepidoptera; Nymphalidae
Product: phenoloxidase-activating factor 2-like
Exons: 9
Coding region: 226-1428 (400 amino acids)
Biological process (GO): proteolysis
Molecular function (GO): serine-type endopeptidase activity
Source: RefSeq, a predicted model, not a curated record